Messenger RNA from Colletotrichum godetiae, 2856 nucleotides. RefSeq names its product MCM2/3/5 family protein. The record is from RefSeq and is a predicted model, not a curated record. The transcript is spliced from 3 exons. Gene Ontology annotation, molecular function: single-stranded DNA binding; ATP binding; single-stranded 3'-5' DNA helicase activity. NCBI's taxonomy places the organism in Eukaryota, Fungi, Ascomycota, Sordariomycetes, Glomerellales, Glomerellaceae. Gene Ontology annotation, biological process: double-strand break repair via break-induced replication; mitotic DNA replication; DNA replication initiation. Gene Ontology annotation, cellular component: MCM complex; nucleus. Bases 1 to 2856 code for a protein of 951 amino acids.
AUGGCUCCCUCCAGCGACGCCGGCCUUUUGAUGUCGGACGCCCCGUCCCGUUCGGCGGCUACCCCUAAGCGCUCCUUUAUGCCAUCCUCCUCCGUUGGCGGCAGGCCACGAGCGCCGCCCUCCGAAAGCAUGGGCGCCCAGAGCGACGACGAGGCUGAGGGCUUCGCCGACGACCAAGUCCCUCGCGGAUCAAGGAUACCGGAUGCUGCGAACAUUCCUCGCGUGGAGGACAGAAUCGGUCUCAUGGUCCAGGACCAUUUUGAGACCUUUAUUGAAACAUUCAUUGAAGAACCGAGCUCUUCUGCCCCGCCGACAUCCAGCGCUGCCACGACAGACAAGUAUUAUGUUGCCCAGAUUCACGGCAUGAGGACAUACCAGCUUUCGACAUUCUACGUCGACUUCAACCACCUGACCACAUUUACCAAUGGAGAGCUAGGUGACGGUAUCAUGCGUGGCUAUUAUCGAUUCCUCCCUUUCCUCACGGCCGCCUUACACAACAUGAUCGCCAAAUACGAGCCGCAGUACUUCCGCGAACAUAGGCAGCCGACAUCCUCCAGCAACCCGACGAACUCCACCGCAAGUCAGCUUGGCUCUGCAAGCCAAACGGAUAUGGGUGAAAAGACGGCCAACCAGCAGACAGACAAGCUCUUCACCAUUGCCUUCUACAACAUGCCCCUAAUCUCGAGAGUCCGCAGUCUUAGAUCGACCAAUAUUGGUCAGCUGCUCUCCAUCUCUGGCACUGUCACGCGGACAUCAGAAGUGCGCCCUGAGCUUUCACUCGGCACAUUUGUUUGCGAGGCCUGCAGAACGGUCGUUCCAAACGUUGAGCAGACUUUCAGAUACACCGAACCCACCCAGUGCCCCAACAUGACUUGCCAGAACCGCCAAGCAUGGCAGCUCGAUAUCCGUCACAGCACAUUUGUGGACUGGCAGAAAGUGCGCAUCCAAGAGAACAGCUCGGAAAUUCCCACGGGAAGCAUGCCGAGAACAAUGGACGUCAUCUUGCGUGGAGAGAUUGUGGAUCGGGCCAAGGCGGGAGAAAAGUGCAUCUUCACAGGUGCACUUAUCGUCGUGCCGGAUGUCAGCCAAAUGGGCCUGCCUGGUUUGAGGCCAAGCACCAUCCGUGACGAUAAUCGUGCUGCUGGUGCUGAUGCCGGCGGCGCUGGCGUCACUGGUCUCAAGGCUUUGGGUGUCCGCGAUCUGACCUACCGCAUGGCCUUCCUGGCGUGUAUGGUCACUCCCGAUACCUCAAAUCUCGGCCAGACGGCGACCGGGCAGGUUGCAGAUGUCAUCAGCUCCAUGACGCAAAACAACGCCAACGACAACUCGGAAUCAGUUGACGACCUCCAAGCUGCUGUCGUCGCUGGCUGGACCCCUGCCGAAAUUGAAGAGCUGCGCCAGCUCGUAAGCGAGAAAAACCUUCUCGAUCGCUUAGUGGCCUCCAUAGCGCCAACUGUGUACGGCCACAACACGAUCAAGAAGGGUCUCCUGCUUCAGCUGUUGUCUGGUGUGCACAAAACCACCGCCGAGGGCAUGGAGCUGAGAGGUGACAUCAACAUUUGCAUUGUUGGUGACCCUUCCACAUCCAAGUCUCAGUUCCUCAAAUACGUCUGUGGCUUUGCACCCCGCGCUGUCUACACCAGUGGUAAGGCUUCCUCUGCUGCUGGUCUCACAGCCGCUGUGGUCAAGGAUGAAGAGACCGGAGACUUCACGAUUGAGGCUGGUGCUCUGAUGUUGGCAGACAAUGGUAUUUGCGCCAUUGACGAAUUCGACAAGAUGGACAUUGCCGACCAAGUCGCCAUCCACGAAGCCAUGGAGCAGCAGACAAUUUCUAUUGCCAAGGCUGGUAUCCAGGCCACCCUCAACGCCCGCACCUCUAUUCUCGCCGCCGCUAACCCUGUUGGCGGCCGAUACAACCGGAAGACGACCCUUCGCGCCAACAUCAACAUGAGCGCCCCCAUCAUGUCUCGUUUUGAUCUCUUCUUCGUCGUUCUUGACGAGUGUAAUGAGACCAUCGACCGACAUCUUGCCGAGCACAUUGUCGGAAUUCACCAGCUCCGCGAUGAAGCUAUCGAGCCCGAGUAUAGCACCGAGACCAUCCAGCGUUUCAUUCGUUUCGCUCGCUGUUUCCGCCCAGAGUUCUCUCCGGAAGCCAAGGAGUUCCUGGUCGAGAAGUACAAGGAGCUUCGCGCCGACGAUGCGCAGGGCGGCAUUGGCAAGAACUCAUACCGUAUCACUGUUCGUCAGCUGGAGAGUAUGAUUCGCUUGUCUGAGGCCAUCGCUAAGGGUAGCUGCGAGCCUGUGAUUUCUCCCGACAUGGUUGCCCAGGCCUUUGAUUUACUCAGGCAGAGUAUCAUCUCUGUUGAGCACGACGACGUCGAAGUUGACGACGAGGCCCCCGAGGAGGGUGCGGCGCUGCUCCGUGCGGCUUCUGAAGCAGCUGGUCAGCCCGCGGAUGACGAGAUGGCCGUUGACAGACCAGAGGACACGCCAGCACCGGCCAGGGUCAAGCAGACCAUUACGUUUGAGAAGUACUCGAGCAUGGUUAACUUGAUUGUCGAGCACGUCAACGAGGCUGAGGCCGAGAACGGCGAGGGUGUCGAGGGCGAGUCGCUCGUCGAGUGGUACUUGGAGCAGAAGGAGGACGAGCUUAACAGUGUCGAGGAGCACGACUCUGAGAAGGCGUUGGCGAAGAAGGUCCUCAAGAGGAUGGUCAAGGAAAAUAUCCUCAUGGCUGUUCGCGGCCAAGGCCUGGCUGACGACGACGAGCCUGCCGAAGGCACUUCUUCUGGCCCGGUGGAGCCGGCCACUAUCGUUUAUGUGUUGCACCCCAACUGCGCUGUCGAGGAGUUUUGA